Messenger RNA from Beauveria bassiana ARSEF 2860, 2283 nucleotides. Its product is annotated as acetylornithine deacetylase. Bases 1 to 2283 code for a protein of 760 amino acids. Gene Ontology annotation, molecular function: hydrolase activity. Lineage: Eukaryota; Fungi; Ascomycota; Sordariomycetes; Hypocreales; Cordycipitaceae. The transcript is spliced from 2 exons. The record is from RefSeq and is a predicted model, not a curated record.
AUGCCCUCCUCCUCCUCACCCUCCUCUCCUUCCCCGCACCGACGCCCGCUGCAUUUCAACGCCCUUGCAAAGGAUUGGGCAGCGCCACCAAACAAGGAUCUGCCCAGCAUUGUGCAGUUCCAUCAGCGUUUUCCGGGCUACGAGCCGACGCCCCUGGUCAGCUUGCCCUCCCUCGCGCGGGAGGCGGGCGUCGGCGCCGUUUACGUCAAGAACGAGUCGGACCGCUGCGGCCUGCCCGCCUUCAAGAUCCUCGGUGCCUCGUGGGGCACCUACAGGGCCGUCACGAAACGGCUCGGCUUGCCGCUCGACACCGCGUUGGAGGCGAUUCGAGACGCCCUGUCCGCCGCGUCGCCACUGACCCUGUACGCCGCGACGGACGGCAACCAUGGCAGGGCCGUGGCUCGAAUGGCGAGGCUGCUGGGCGUCGCUGCCGAGAUUCAUGUGCCGUUUUGUAUGAAGCAAGACAUUAUCGACUUGAUUCGUCAACAAGGUGGAAAUGUCACAGUGUCGCGUCAAGGCUAUGAUGCUGCUGUGCAAGAGGCUUUUGCUGCCGCGCAGCACCCCCAAGGUCUCUUUAUCCAAGAUUGUUCUUUUGGUGAUUAUACACAAGUACCUCAGUGGAUUGUCGAUGGCUACGAGACAAUGACGCACGAAAUAGACGAGCAAUUGGGUGGGAAAUGGCCACAUUUAGUCAUUGCACCUGUUGGCGUCGGCUCCUUUGCGAACUCGGUUGUGAUGCACUACAAAACUCCCGAUUUACGCUCAAAAGUCAUGUCUGUCGAGCCAGACACGGCAGCCUGUCUCUGGAAACGGCUCGUUCGAGGCGAAAAAGAGUCGGUUCAGAGCGCACCAACAAUCAUGGCGGGCUUGGAAUGCUCGACCGUGUCCGAAGGAGCCUGGCCUGUCUUGGAAAAGGGCAUCGAUGUCAGCGCUACCGUCUCCGAUUUUGAAGCCCAUCAAGCCUGUACAAGACUGCAUGAGCUGGGCGUUGCUGCUGGACCUUGCGGAGGGGCGGCGUUGGCUGGCCUGCGCCGCUUGACCUCUGAUGACAAGACAGCUCUGGGUCUGGACGAGAAAUCCAUUGUCGUGCUGCUCUCGACAGAAGGCCUUCGGUCGUACGACAUUCCUCACAAUGUCUCCGAUGAUGAUCCUGUAGCCUUGACACAGGCUUUGGUCCGGAUUGACUCCUCAAGUCCUGCUCUUGGCUCGAAACCUGGCCCUGGAGAGACGGAGAUUGCCAAGUUCAUCUGCUCGUGGUUUGAAUACCGCGAUAUUGAUGCGCACUGGGUUGAGCCAGUAAAGGGCCGGCCAUCUGUUAUCGGCGUAGUUCCGGGUCGCGGCGACGGCAAGCGCCUGGCGCUGAAUGGCCACAUUGACACUGUCACUCUUCUGGGAUAUGAUGGUGAUCCUCUUGAUCCCGUCAUCAACAACGAAAAAAUGUAUGGUCGGGGCUCUGCUGACAUGAAGUCUGGCCUAGCAGCGCAAAUGGUCGCAGCAGCCAACGCCAAAAGACUGCAGCUGGCAGGCGAUGUCAUCGUAAUGGCCGUGGCAGACGAAGAGUACGAGAGCUUGGGGACAUCCAGCGUUCUCGGGGCCGGCUGGAGAGCCGACGCCGCCAUCGUCAGCGAGUGCACCGACCUGGCCAUUACCCGUGCUCACAAGGGUUUCGUGUGGCUCGAGAUUGACGUCCAUGGCGUCGCAGCUCACGGGUCACGGCCGGACCUGGGAUACGAUGCCAUAUCCAAGUCUGGCUACGUCUUGGUCGAGCUCGAUCGCUACGCGGAACAGCUGCAGCAGAGAGAGGCAGAUGUCGUCGUCGGACCUCCCAGCGCUCAUGCCUCCCUUAUACAGGGCGGCGAGGAAGUCUCGUCGUAUCCCGCAAAGUGCACGAUUACACUCGAGCGGAGAACCGUGGCCGGCGAGACGCCAGCUAUUGUCGAGCGUGAGGUACGGGAGUUAUUGGGCCGGAUUGCAGCCACUACGUCGGGCUUCCAGUAUGACCUCCGCGUCACGUUUCAUCGUCCUCCAUUCUUCAUGGCGGAAGACGCGCCGCUGACGCAGCUUGUCCGCAAGCACACUGAAAGGGUGACGCGGGGUGAUGCCAAGAUUGUUGGCGCUCCUUUCUGGACAGACUCUGCGCUGUUACUCGAGGCUGGUAUCCCAACCAUUCUUUUUGGACCGCGCGGCGAAGGAUUCCAUGCCAAGAAGGAGUUUGUAUAUACCGACUCCAUUGUACAAACUUCGCAAAUUCUUACGCAGCUAGCACAAGAAUUUUGCGCUUGA